AUGGGAGACGGUUCUGAUUAUCCUAGCCCACGAAGCGAAGGUCCCGGCGGGCCUGCAACUGUCCUCGUCACUGCCCAAGAACCUAUCCCUCCAGCACCAAAAAUGACUGAUCAACUGUCUCCAAGUUUCAUGGAAGGAGCUCGUCCGCGACUGUCGGUGAGACGGGCGCGAGAUCCACCCAAGAACGCUGCAGGCCAGAUCUAUUGCGACCAUCCUGAUUGUCAGCACGCGCCUCCGACGUUCCGCCGCCCAUGCGAAUGGAACAAGCACAUGGACAAACACGACCGCCCUUACAAGUGCUUAGAACCUGGAUGUGACAAGAUCCAGGGUUUUACGUACUCAGGUGGCCUUCUGAGACACCAGCGCGAAGUACACAAGAAGAAUAUAAAUGCGAAGAAACCUCUGAUGUGCCCAUAUGCCGACUGUAAUCGCAGCACUGGCAACGGAUUUACGCGUCAAGAGAACCUAAAGGAACAUCUUCGACGCCGCCAUAUGCAUACCGACAACGGCCACGCGUCAGAACUACCUAUUGUGCCAGUGCCUGAACUGGAUGGUACCGCGGCCCUGCCAGUCACUUCGCCUGUCAAGCGGAAGCGUGACUCGAUCGAUUCGGUCGAAAUUCCUGACGAAGAAGAAAACGGCGUUGAUCUGCGAAAUGAAAUCAAGAGACUACGACGCGAAGCCCAAAUGAAGGAUCGGCGGCUGGAGGAAUUGGAAAGAAUCGUUGCGGACCUGCAGCAGAGAAUUCCGCAGACUGCAGUCUCGCAGGGAUAG
Aspergillus bombycis is the source of this 774-nucleotide messenger RNA. RefSeq names its product putative C2H2 transcription factor. The transcript is spliced from 2 exons. The coding region runs from base 1 to 774 and encodes 257 amino acids. NCBI's taxonomy places the organism in Eukaryota, Fungi, Ascomycota, Eurotiomycetes, Eurotiales, Aspergillaceae. The record is from RefSeq and is a predicted model, not a curated record. Gene Ontology annotation, cellular component: nucleus. Gene Ontology annotation, biological process: regulation of transcription by RNA polymerase II.